This is a messenger RNA of Cotesia glomerata, 627 nucleotides long. RefSeq lists its product as uncharacterized. NCBI's taxonomy places the organism in Eukaryota, Metazoa, Arthropoda, Insecta, Hymenoptera, Braconidae. The record is from RefSeq and is a predicted model, not a curated record. The transcript is spliced from 4 exons. Bases 203 to 556 code for a protein of 117 amino acids.
GCCAUCAUUAAGUACUUUAAUGUUUGAACGCAUGUCUGGUGGUGUAUCUCCUGCCAUGGAAAUAAUUCAAAACGUCAUUUGUUUAAGUAAGUAUUCAUUUUUUUUCUGUUGCUAAUUAUACUUUUAAAGCGUUACACAUUUCACAUUGGUUGUUAUCGUCGAUUCACAUUGAUUAUUUUUGCUGAAAAAAUUUAAAAAAAAAAUGUAUUACCCUAGUGAAUAUAUGUGGGCACACGAUUUAAAGAGAUGGACUUGGGCCGAGGACAACCUCCUAAUCCGCUUACGGUUGAAUAAAUACGAUCGAAUUUUUGAAUUUACAGACCUGUACACUGAGCAUUACCAUAUUUGGCAAAAAAUUGCUGAAGAAUCUAUUUUUGUUCGUCGUGAAAAAAGUGCUGGUGACAUUUAUCAACGCUUCUUAGAGCUGUUGGAUGGAUUCUUAGUUCAUUAUAAUCGCUCUGACCAUCAAAAGGCGUUGAUUGAAAAACCACAUCAUUACAGCGAGUUUACUUGUUUCCUGGCAUUGUGCAAGGCAAGACUGGCUGGUACAUUUUAAUAACCUAAUAUAAAAUAAAACUCAAUAUAUUUAAUAAUAUUAAUUAAUUGAAAAGUUUAAAGUUAAAAGUU